Haliotis rufescens (red abalone) is the source of this 1555-nucleotide messenger RNA. RefSeq lists its product as uncharacterized. Lineage: Eukaryota; Metazoa; Mollusca; Gastropoda; Lepetellida; Haliotidae. The record is from RefSeq and is a predicted model, not a curated record. The coding region runs from base 66 to 701 and encodes 211 amino acids. The transcript is spliced from 3 exons.
GUGUAGCUCUCCUGUGCUCAAGUGUGCUCAGUGUCAAUUUGAACUGUGGGAAGUGGAAUGUAAAGAUGAUGCACGGGUUUGAAAACAAGCGAGUGACUGAACAUGUGAUGUGGGUAGAGGAGAACACAGAGAGCCUGCUUGAGUGUGCUGCCAGAUGUGGCCAACACGACCUGGCUGUGACGUGCGGCUACAACCCAAACACGUUAGAAUGUGUUGCCUACAGUGCAAGGUUUACAGAUCCGUCAACCGUGGCCUAUGUGGACAACAGUAAAUACAGAAUGUACUCUCUAAAUCUAGUGACUGUUACAGCUGAACCACCACUGGGUAUUUGUGACACAUCUGAUGAUUGUCCAGUGGUCGACACAGAGUGUAUGGAAGGGGAAUGUGUGUGUAAUAUAACACAGGUCUUUUCCUACGCUGUUGCAGGAUGUGUCCAAGGAUGUUCCCAAUACAGUAAGACGUUCACCAAGUUUGCAGGCCGUGUGAUUUGGGAACAUGACGAUUUGUUGCUGGGAACACUUACAGAGGACGAAUGCCAAGCCGCUUGCGUCAUCGAGACAAGCAUAGUGUGCAAAACAGCACAGUACAGUCCAGUAACAUCUCUUUGCGUUCUGAGUUCUUCUGGCUGGCUGGAUGUUGACGUUUCAGAUAGGGCAACUCGCGAGAGUUAUAACAUCCAUAUCCGGCAUUGUGACUUUUAGACAAAUUAAUUAUAGGAUGUUAGUGUCUAUUGACAAACAUGACUAUAAAGACAAGAGUUCUUCCAGCUGGAUGGAUGUCGAGGUUUUACACAGGGGUAGUAGCCAGGAUUAUAACAUCCAUACCCGGCAUUGUGACCUUUAGAUUGGCGGCAAAUUGAUUACAGGAUGUUUGUGUCUAUUGAAAAACAUGAAAUUAAAGACCAUCUUUAUGUAUUUCGCUAAAGCGUAUAUAUGUAGAGCUUAUAAACAAUUUGGCCAAACACAUGUUUAGAAUUUGCUUCAUUAUUGUGAGUGUUGAUGUGGUAUAACUUGUUCCAUAUAUAAAAUAUUUUCACAGGUCACUAGUUGACUGAUUCCAUAAGCGGUAUAAUCAAUCACGUGUCUGGCUUAGGAAGUCAGUUAAUUUUAGCUCACCUGAAAGCCAAGAUCUUAUGUCAUGGCGUGUUUGUCUAUCGUAAACAUCUCUGAAACAGCUACACCAAAGAAGCUAAAGCUUCACAUUCUUGUUCCCACCAAUCCCAAUUUGUCCACUAAUGGCCACAAACCCAGCCAAUUUUACCAAAAAGUAAUUCGCACAUGUAGUUAGAAGUUUGGAUAAACACACACGUUCUUCGUUUUUGGUGGUAUUGAAAUUAUGACUUUGACCUUUGCAUUUCAUCCUUUCUUCUUAGUUCUCAUAAAAUGCAUUUCCUCGCAUGGUCUGCUGAGAAACCAGCAGAGAAGUUGUAACCUUACAUGAUUGCUUCCACCAACGAUGACAUCCCAAUUUGUUCAAGUGGUUCAAAUCUCAGCCAUAUUGAAACAUCUAUGUAUGUUAAUUUGGAUUGUUUUUCCGAUUCUUUACAUAGAGUAUG